CCGCGGAAGAAGUAGAGUAGGUUACGGCACUCGUACAGCGCGCAUAGACAAUAUGGCGCCACGCAGGGAGGCAAGAUCUAACCUCAACCCCGGGAAAUCUUCGAAGAAGACUAACAAGAAUUGGAUAGGAAAUCACCUGCAAUGGCAACGGAUCGCUUCCCUGCUGACCGAUCCGAAGAAGCUGUCGCUGACGGCGAAGUUAUUCGUCGUCCUGGAGAUAGCUCUGAACGUGCUGAUCAUCGAGCGGGUGCCGUACACCGAGAUCGACUGGAGGGCGUACAUGCAGGAGGUCGAGGGCUUCCUGAACGGCACUUUGGAUUACUCCAAGUUGAGAGGUGACACCGGCCCGCUGGUUUACCCCGCCGGAUUCGUCUACAUCUUCAGCGGCCUGUAUUACAUAACCUCGCACGGCACGAGCGUGAGAGUGGCGCAGUACCUCUUCGCGGCUCUCUACGUAGUCACGUUAAUGCUGGUCUUCCGAAUUUACGCGAGGACUAAGAAGGUUCCGCCUUACGUCUUAAUCCUGAUGUGCUGCACUUCCUACAGGAUACACUCGAUAUUCGUCCUGAGGCUGUUCAACGAUCCAGUAGCAAUGGCGCUGUUAUUUGCGAGCGUCAAUGCCUUCCUGGACAGCCGCUGGUGCCUGGGUAGCAUAUUGUACAGUCUCGCGGUAUCAGUGAAAAUGAAUAUACUCUUGUUCGCCCCCGCGCUUCUCAUCGCUUACAUAUGUGCAUUAGGAACGUUUAAAACAUUAUUACAUUUAUCUAUUUGCGCACUUGUACAGAUUAUCCUUGGUUCUCCGUUUCUGUUAGACAAUCCGCUUGCAUAUGUAAAGGGUGCCUUUAACUUGGGUAGAAUCUUUGAAUUUAAAUGGACUGUAAAUUGGAGAUUCCUAUCUCAGGAAACGUUUAGUCAUCCGUAUUUCCAUGUUCUCCUGUUGGUUUUACAUGUAUUAACAUUAUUCUAUUGUGCACCCAGUUGGAUCACCUACAUGAAGUCGUACGUAAAACUGAAGCGCGUGGAAAGAGAUUUAAAACCUCAGCUUCGUAAGAAGGAGAAAAUAGACAUGUGCAUCACGAGUCAAUUAUUUAUUUAUCCGCUUUUUGUUGCGAAUUUUAUUGGUAUUAUGUUCAGCAGAUCGUUGCAUUAUCAGUUCUACAUAUGGUACUAUCAUACACUACCGUACAUCGCAUGGUGUACCGAUUAUAAGACUGUUUUUAAAUUGACUGUCUUGGGUGUGAUAGAAUUAUGUUGGAAUACGUAUCCAAGCACGGUAUACAGCAGUGCAGCGUUGCACAUAUGUCAUAUAGUUCUGCUACAUGGAAUCUUAAAAAAUAGGUCGGAUAGUGCAAAAGAAAAAUGAGAAAUCAGAUAUAUACAAUAUUUUUUUAAUUUACAAUAUUUUAAUUGAGAAUUAUUAAAUUCUCAAUUUUCUUAUGUAUUAUUUUAUAUAAAAUAUAUAAAAUAAUGAAACGUACCCAUAUCUUAUUUAGUAUAAAAAUUAUAUUAAAUUAUGUUUGUACCUUGUGUAUAAACUACGUGUAUAAAAUUAGUUAUAUUUACACACUUAUAAUCUUGUUAUUUAUUAGGAUUCUUGUUAGGAUUGUUAAAAAAUGUACGAAUGCUAAUUGAAUGUAAAGUUAACGCUUUUUGUACAUACUGAAUAAAUGAUAAACAUUUGAUAAAAAGUG
Messenger RNA from Ooceraea biroi (clonal raider ant), 1691 nucleotides. It is a transcript of the gene Alg3, whose product is annotated as Alg3, alpha-1,3- mannosyltransferase. The record is from RefSeq and is a predicted model, not a curated record. Gene Ontology annotation, molecular function: dol-P-Man:Man(5)GlcNAc(2)-PP-Dol alpha-1,3-mannosyltransferase activity. Lineage: Eukaryota; Metazoa; Arthropoda; Insecta; Hymenoptera; Formicidae. Gene Ontology annotation, cellular component: endoplasmic reticulum.